This is a messenger RNA of Uncinocarpus reesii 1704, 1512 nucleotides long. RefSeq lists its product as uncharacterized. Gene Ontology annotation, cellular component: nucleus; mitochondrion. The record is from RefSeq and is a predicted model, not a curated record. The transcript is spliced from 2 exons. NCBI's taxonomy places the organism in Eukaryota, Fungi, Ascomycota, Eurotiomycetes, Onygenales, Onygenaceae. Bases 1 to 1512 code for a protein of 503 amino acids. Gene Ontology annotation, biological process: interstrand cross-link repair. Gene Ontology annotation, molecular function: single-stranded DNA 5'-3' DNA exonuclease activity.
AUGUCUAGCUUGCACCCCGAUCAGGAGCGCGGUGGCGAGGCACUCAGUCCAACUACCCUGGGGCUUUUGGAGGUCUGGGAGACUCUGUCUGAUUUCGAGAUCGAAGACGUCGCUGGCGGCGGGGGUGUCGAGAAUGCGGACUCUGCGCGACGUCGAGAAUCCGAACAGCGCCGAGAGGAAGAAGAGGGGGAAAGCCAGCGACAGGCUGUUGAGAGCAGCGCGAAUGGGGCUACAAAAGGUAGUUCUACCAAAGUUAUAGACAAAAGGUCACCGUUGGAACGGUUUCGUAAAGCACCUCGAAAGAAUCUUUCGGUUACGGACUUGGUUUCUCCGGCAUGGUGCGAGCUACAGUACUGGUACAGUUUGACGAAACAUGGGCGGAAGAGGGCGACGCCGGCCAUGAAGAAGGGGAGUGCUGUGCAUAAGACUCUGGAGGAACAGGUCCAUACUACGGUCCCCGUGGAAAUAUUGACGCGGGAAGAUGGGUGGGCGGUAAGGAUAUUCAAUGUGAUACAAAGCUUGCAUACUCUGAGGAAAACUGGAAUAACUCGUGAGCUGGAGGUAUGGGGUGUGAUUGAUGGAGAGAUUGUGACCGGAAUUAUUGACGAGCUUUCCUACGAUUGUCCUGAUCCUGAGCUUGAAGCGACGUCCAACCCAGACUGUGCACAGGUGCGAUCCGCGGUAUCGCUGAUUCCAGAGGAGAACGUGUCCGUUUCGGACUCUGCUAAUCCCGUGACUGAAGGCGAUAAGGAGGUUACUGAUUCUAUUUCGAUAACCGGAACUGUGGGCUCUACGCAGCUAGAUACGGAGGAAAAGAUUUAUAUCACAGACAUCAAGACUCGUGGCUCUACUACAAAAGCUCCGACGGUCUCAAGCAUAGGAUUUCGGCCCACGCUCCUCCAGCUCCAUCUAUACUAUCAUAUGCUAGCGCGACUCAUAACCAGCGACGACAUCACGAUCGAAUCGAUAGCUUCACGGUACCGCCUGGAUACCAACCGUGUUUUAUCCGAUAGCCUCAUCGCCCAACUAUCCACCUGCUUCGAAUCUAAUAUCGCCGAAGAACCAUCGAGCUCACCAAUCGACCAAGAAUCCAUCAACGCCCUCUUCAACCAGCCCUCGCUCUCCUCACUCUGGUCACUCAUGAAACAACAUCUCCAACAUACCUUCCUCCCUCCCUCCCAAACCACCCAACCCACCACCGGAAUCUCCCCACCCACGCUGCUCUCCCCGCUCCUAACCGCGACAUACGUCUCCUCCGCGCCCGAUCCAUCAGAACCCAUGAAAUGCCUCGGCAGCAGGUCGUUCUUCUUCGAUGCCAACGAUUUAUACCCUUAUCUUGCGGAUGGGAUGCGGUUCUGGCGCGGAAACAGAGCGGCAAAGGGCGUCGGUAUGGUUGAAGCGUGGAAGUGUCGGAUUUGUGAAUUUAGAGAUGAUUGCGAGUGGAGGGGUGCGAAGGAGAAGGAGGUGGUGCAGAGGAGCAAGCGCGGAGGCAAGGCGAAGGGAAAGGGAUGA